Molecule: messenger RNA, 5738 nt
Organism: Oncorhynchus mykiss (rainbow trout)
Lineage: Eukaryota; Metazoa; Chordata; Actinopteri; Salmoniformes; Salmonidae
Product: zinc finger and BTB domain-containing protein 10
Biological process (GO): regulation of transcription by RNA polymerase II
Molecular function (GO): RNA polymerase II cis-regulatory region sequence-specific DNA binding; DNA-binding transcription factor activity, RNA polymerase II-specific; protein binding
Source: RefSeq, a predicted model, not a curated record
AGGAGGACAAGGAUUUGUUGGUUGGAGACAAGCAAAACCAAAGAUGAAAAGCACGCGGAAAAUGGGUGCAGCCACUCACACAAAAGACCCCUUGCUGUAAACGGCGUUGAGCUAUAAAAGAACAGCACCCCCAUCUUCCUUUAAAUGACCCCCCACGACCCCCCUUUCUCUGGUCGAAGUGCAUUGUGGGGAAAGUCGUUGCCAUUCGACCUCUGUAGGGCCUGCGCGGACGCAGCUAGAACCCUGAAAUUCAUUAUGCGUUUUAAAGCUUUAUUUAUUUCCGCAUAACCUACAUACUCUCACCAGGAGGCCAAAGUAGGAAAAAACGAUAAACAGACAUUUAAUUCGGAUCCGCAACAUAGAAUACUUUAAUAUAUCGACAUUAGUCGGUAGGGAUAUUGUUAAGAAAGUGGUAUAUUUUAAUAUAUUAAGAAAAUGUCUGGGGAGAGAAACCGCAGGUCGCUGGCGUUCAGAGGAGGUGGAUUAGCCGUAACCGGUUCCAGUGGUGUCGGGGGGAGCAACAGUAACAGCUGGGAGGCCCAGGCCUGUCAAGACCGAAAUUUGAACGGGAACAGACCAGAUCAAGAAGAGGAUAGGGAUCUGGGGGCAAAAGGACCAUCGCAAGAGAGAGUGGAGGGUGGGGGAUCUGUCAGCGAUAGCACAGAACCAGAGGCAGAGGAGGAAGAGGACCCGGAAGGGGGCAACUGGGCAGACGGGAACGGAGAUGAUCGUGUCGGUUGGGUGGCAGUAACUGUCAGAAAAGACGAGUCCAGGAAAGGGAGUAACUGGACAGCGGGUAACGGCCUGAACAGCGAGGACAGAGGCGAAGCGGGGAGCGGGGGAGACGGGGAGCAGGAAACGGGUGGUGCCAGGAAGUCUUGGGUAGAAAUGAGACCGCAGACGUUACUCCAGAAACAUUCGCCAUUCCAAGCAUCAUGGCGACAGGAGUUCCCAUGGCUCAAAUUUUGCCAGGAGACGGGACUUAUGUCUUGCUCCUGGUGUCACAACAUUGCCACUAAAAACAACGACGAGCUGGUGAAAGGCAGUCGAAAUUACAAGCGGGCCUUGCUUUUGAGACAUCACCUGUCUUCUGAGCACGGAAGGAAUGAUCCGACCAAGCAGGAGCUGGAGCGGCCUGGCUGUGAGGACCCCCCCCAGGGGACAGACAUGGAGACAGAAGACUACUACAGGAACAACAAACCUAACCAGGACUCCUACUGCUACCAGCUGCUGCAGGAGCUAAACAAACAACGCAAGGGAGGAAUCCUCUGUGACGUCAACAUCGUGGUGAGUGGAGAGGUGUUCCGGGCGCACAAGAACAUCCUCGUAGCCGGGAGCCGCUACUUUAAGACCCUCUACUGCCUGACCAAGAGCGAGAACACUUCCUCAUCAUCCUCGUCAUGUGACCAGACGACCACAGUCACCGACACCCACCUCGACGUGGCGGCAGUGGCAGGUUUCUCGGUCAUCCUGGACUUCCUGUAUAGCGGUAACCUCCUGCUGACCAGUCAGAACGCCAUCGAGGUAAUGUCCGUGGCCUCCUACCUCCAGAUGACGGAGGUGGUGGGAUCGUGUCGGGGGUUCAUCAAGGAAGCCCUCAACAUCAGCAUCAAGCAGGAGGCCCCCGACUCAGUGGUGGUGGAUUACAACAAGAGGAGAACGGUGGCCAAAGACGGAGCUGGACAGGUGGGCUCAGACGGCAGCACCAACAAGAAGCCUGGGAGUAACUUCUGGGCCACCAGCAUCCUGUCCAAGCUGUCAAUCAAAGCCAGUGGUCAUGUCCAGGAUGGGGAGCAAGCAGGGGGAGGCAGUGUAAAGGAGGAACCCAGUGACGUGGAGCUGUCUGCAGGGGAGGGCUGCGCCCUGGGAAGCUCCAGCUGGGGCUGUGAGAACUCAUCCGAGUCUGCUGAGAACGAGCCUCCGAGCGUUCCGGGACCGGGGCCGGUGUUCGUCUGGAACGAGCCGGCUCCCGGGGCUGCGGCGGGCAGGGUGGUGGCGGUGAAGAGGGAAGGUCAGAGGGUGCAGCCGGGGAGCGGACGGAGGAAGAAACAGAUCACGCGGCGGUUCGUCUACAACAUCCCACCAGAGCCAGAGGAAGGGUUUGAUGAGGGGAUGUUCAUCCAGCCCUCAGCCUCCUAUCCCAGGGAGGACUUCUCCUUCCUCUCUGAGAACGCCGAACUGGCCAACCAGAUUCAGUACAGCCUCCUACAAGACUCCUCCCAGCAAGGAGAGUCCUGGGAGAAUGGUGAGUCGUCCGACACGGCCCUGAAUAAGCUCAAGUGUCCCCACUGUAACUACAUCGCCAAGCACCGGAGAACACUGAAGAGACACCUCAUCAUUCACUCCGGCGUCCGCUCCUUCAGCUGUGAUAUCUGUGGCAAGCUGUUCACCCGCAGAGAGCACGUCAAGAGACAUUCCCUGGUGCACAAAAAGGACAAGAAGUACAAGUGCAUGGUAUGUAAAAAGAUCUUCAUGCUGGCGGCCAGCGUGGGGAUCCGGCAUGGCUCGCGGCGCUACGGCGUUUGUGCGGAAUGUGCGGAAUGUGCAGAUUCCCACCAGGCCACACAGGAGGGCCUGGAGUCCCUGGAGGGGUUCGUCCGUGAAGACGAUGACUUCGAGGAGGGAGGAGAGGGGGAGGAGCCUGACGAGGACAUGGCUGAGGAGGGGGAGGAGCCUAACGACAACGACCAAUCCAACUGGGAGGAGGGUGACACUGGUGCUGCCCUUGAGAACGAGUAGUGACUUGCUCAGAUAGAAACAAAAUAGUUGACGAAUUAUACAUUUUAAAAAGCUGGUAAACAAUCAAAGUGCUAUCAAACCUUGAGGUUAUUUACACGGUUCAGUGUAUGAGACAAAGAGAAGCUUUGGUAGCGAGGGACUCCAAGAUGUACAGAUAUUCUAUGUGUCAGACUCUGUGCUUAGUGCUCACUAGAGAAAGAGAUAAAAAUGAAAUAUUGAAAUCAGGUUUAUGGUGCUGUAUUUUAUUUUUGGGGGGAGGGGGUUGGUGGUGUACAGCGGUUUAAGUUACGAUAGGCCAAUCAUCUUUAAAAUAAAUGUUAAUUAUUUAAUUUAUGAAAGAGAAGUUAUUAUGGUCUUAUUAAAUAUACUUUGUUUUCUGUUUUGUUGUAAACUGCUAUCAGAGAAGUUCCCUUUCAGAUUUGGACUUUCUGUCAAGUCUGAAAGUUUAUUGUUAGCUGCGUGUUUUAGCAUAAAGUACGUCAAAGAAAGAGAGCAUUAUUUGCCGACAGGAAGAUUUUAUGUUUAGAUGCUCUGAACAUUAUAAUUUUAUAUUUUAUCUUUUCCAUGCACAAAUCUUGGAACCAAAAAAUCUGUUUGUGACUAAUUUAUCACAGCCAUAUUUAUGAGUUUAAUUUAAGUGGGCUGUGCUAUGUGCCAAGCAGAACGCACACCAAGAUUUAGCAGGAAAUAAGAAAACUACUGAAAAAUGCUGCGAAAAAAUAUGAAAGGGAUACUUGGGUAUUUUGGCAUUGAGGACCGUUAUCUACUUCCCCAGAGUCGGAUGAAGUCGUGGAUACAAUGUCUAUGUCUCUGAGUCCAGUAUGAAGGAAGUUAGAGGUAGUUCCACUAGUCAAUACUAACUAACUUUAGCACAAUGACUGGAAGUCUAUGGGUAUCUACUCACCUGCUAGCACAUACCCAUAGACUUCCUGUCAUUGCGCUAACGCUGGUUAGCAUUGGCUCUCGACAGUAACUUCCUUCAUAAUGGACACAGAGACAAAAAAUAGUAUUCACGACGUCAUCGGACUCUGGGAAAGUAGAUAAGGCCUCAUUACCAAAAUCUUGUUGUAUCCCUUAUAAAGCAGAGAGAAAAUAGAAAGUGAUUCAUAAAAAAGCAGUGAAAGUAUACGGGGAAUUGUUAUUUGCUUGCUUUGUAUGAAUCACAGCACCACACAGUAACACUUUAUAAAGCAUUUUGACAUUAAUUUAAAGCUUGAAUUUUGCCAAAUGAUGGAAAUGAUUGGUGCUGUAAUGCUUAUGUCGCAAAAUACUGGACCUACGGCUGUAUAUGAUGUUUCUAAUCAUGAAGCUUGAAAUGACUCAGUUAUAUGUAUUAAUCAGCUCUCUAUAGAACACUGUUUUGCUAUUGUCUUUUCUUAUUUAAUGCUCACACACUCACAUACCAUUUUGGAGAACUACCGACAGUACUGGACCUAAGUUAAGAAGAUAACUUUAUAUAUAUAUAUAUAUAUACAUAUACAUGGUUUAUGUUAGGUACUGAGUAUAUAUAUAUAUAUGCUAUUAUUAACUUGAACGUUGGGUGUAAGGUGGUAUUUGAAGAGUGCCGAUAGAUCAUAAUAUGUGAUUUAUGACCUCUGAAAGAGAAACUCCAUUUUCAAAAGUAAUGAUAUUUUUACAAUCAGUUUUUAUUGAAUUUGUUUAAGUCCUUUUAUUUUGUCUGCCAGGUAGGAAAACACUUUGUUAGAUAUAAAGUGAAGCUCUAUGGCCAUCAUAGACAUGCACUUACUUAUUUUUGUUUGGCGUUCAUGAAAAUCAUUUAGUCUUUGUUUGCUUCCCCAAAGAAGGUCUGAAUGGAACAAUAUUAAGACAGUCUUUUCUCUUCCGUGCGGAACAUUUUUUUAAGACAUUUUGUUAUUUAAUAUUAUAUUGACUCCAAAAUGCAAUCAAGACUGUUAAUUUCUAUCUGUUUGUCCAAACAAAAUAGUUUAUUAUUGUUGAGAUGAUGUAUUAAAAAAGCCAGGUAAAUUCUAUAGUGUGUAGAUCCUUGCUUGUGUAUGUAAUCGUCAGAUUUAAAUGUUUUUAUAAAAAAAAAAAAUCAUUCACUUUACCUUAGAUACAUAUAUAGUUUUAUUUGUCCUUUACAAAGAUGUAUUUACUUUUCCUUUUUAUUUCAUUAAGAACAUAUUUUAUAAGAAAUAUGGAUUGUUUGAAAUGUAGGAACAGCAGUUUCUGUCCAUAUGCAGUGGAUAUAUAUUGAAGUGCUACAAUUAUACAGAAAUGUUUGAUCUCCCUUUUCUCAAAGUGGAAAUGUAUUUAAAGGAAACCUAUAGUAAGUUUCUCAUCCCUGUUUGUAAAAUAUCAUUUACCUUCAAAUCACUGUGGGGAAAAAAAUGUAAGUAGUUGAUUUUACUUAAUGAAACACACAGUCCGCUGCAGUCAGCUUGUUUAAAACCUUGGCCUGGCUUUGUGUCGUGUCUUGGUUGCAUUCAGAAGGCACACAACGGAAAACGAGUGAAACGGGGAGGUGCUUUGCUAUCUGUACUUGUCCAAUAAGAAACACUGGUUUUUGUUUUCCGUUGCAAAAUGCGUUGCUACGUUGUGCCCUAAUGAACACAACCCUAGCCUUUCUCUCUCCUCUCUGGGUCUGUGUGUGUGUGUGCUCACACCUGUGCUUAUCCAUUUAACCACCCUGUUUCUGGUUUUUAUACUAUCCUUUGACUCCCUUACUGUACAACCGAUGAUCUCAAGAUGUAUUGUUUUAGAUUUUAUUAUGCUGUACUAUAAUGGACAAAACAAACAAAACACUAAUACAGAAACAAGCUUUUUUUAAAGGUGUAUUUUUCAACUCUCUUUUCAAACUACAGUGAUGCAAAACCAAUGGGCCUUUCUUGGGCUCAACCCCAAACACAAAACAAGUCAGGUUACUCUUUAUAUGUUUUUUCAAGGUUUUCAAAAUUAAAUUCUCCUUUUUCUGUUUCAAUUGUACUACUGUUCCUCUAUAAUACAUUUAAAAAAAUAAAACUUUGAUAAUGCUUAAA